UAUCAUCGUUACAUUGUUUGCCAAUAAGUGAAAAAAUGAAGCAAUUUAAACGAGGAAUCGAGAGGGAUGGCACUGGAUUCGUAGUUUUAAUGGCGGAAGAGGCAGAGGAUAUGUGGCAUAUUUACAAUUUAAUUCGAAUUGGUGAUAUCAUAAAGGCUUCAACAAUUCGAAAGGUUGUCUCAGAAACUUCCACAGGAACUACAUCCUCUCAGCGUGUUCAUACAAUGCUCACAGUUUCCGUCGAAUCAAUUGAUUUUGAUCCAGGAGCACAAGAACUUCAUUUAAAAGGGCGAAACAUUGAAGAAAACGACAUAGUGAAACUUGGCGCUUACCAUACAAUCGAUUUGGAGCCCAACAGAAAAUUUACACUGCAAAAAACCGAAUGGGACUCUAUUGAUUUAGAACGACUAAACCUUGCAUUGGAUCCCGCUCAAGCUGCAGACGUGGCAGCUGUAGUGUUACACGAAGGACUUGCCAAUGUUUGUCUCAUAACUCCAGCCAUGACGUUGACCAGAGCGAAAAUUGACAUGACUAUUCCUAGGAAACGAAAAGGAUUUACAAGUCAGCAUGAAAAAGGUCUAGAAAAGUUUUACGAAGCAGUCAGUACGGCUUUCAUGCGUCAUGUUAAUUUACAGGUAGUAAAAUGUGUAAUCGUGGCUAGCCGUGGAUUUGUGAAAGACGCAUUUAUGCAGCAUUUAAUAGCACAUGCAGAUGCAAAUGGGAAGAAAUUUACAACGGAACAAAGGGCAAAAUUCAUGUUAACUCAUUCUAGUAGUGGAUUCAAACAUGCAUUGAAAGAAGUUUUAGAGACUCCUCAAGUUGCGUUGAGGUUAGCUGAUACAAAGGCGCAAGGAGAAGUCAAAGCGUUGAAUCAAUUUUUGGAAUUAAUGUCAACAGAACCUGAUCGUGCAUUUUAUGGCUUCAACCAUGUGAAUCGUGCAAAUCAAGAGCUCGCCAUCGAAACACUCCUUGUCGCUGAUUCUCUAUUCCGAGCCCAAGAUAUUGAGACACGACGAAAAUACGUAAGACUUGUGGAAAGUGUUCGAGAACAGAACGGAAAAGUUCACAUUUUCUCUUCAAUGCACGUUUCUGGAGAACAACUCGCUCAGUUGACUGGAUGUGCAGCUAUUUUGAGAUUUCCGAUGCCUGAUUUAGAUGAUGAGCCGAUGGAUGAAAAUUGAUUGUUUUUCUACAUUUCUAGUUGUUUUUUUUUCUCUUUUUUUCUGAAAAUGGGAAUUUGUUUCGUUGUCCCUAUUGCUCUGUACAUUUUUUUUUGUUUUUUGAAAUAAAAAUUAUUAAAAC
Caenorhabditis elegans is the source of this 1302-nucleotide messenger RNA. RefSeq names its product Protein pelota homolog (gene pelo-1). NCBI's taxonomy places the organism in Eukaryota, Metazoa, Nematoda, Chromadorea, Rhabditida, Rhabditidae. Gene Ontology annotation, cellular component: cytoplasm; nucleus. The record is from RefSeq and is marked reviewed. The transcript is spliced from 8 exons. Gene Ontology annotation, biological process: RNA surveillance; nuclear-transcribed mRNA catabolic process, no-go decay; nuclear-transcribed mRNA catabolic process, non-stop decay. The coding region runs from base 36 to 1181 and encodes 381 amino acids.